AUGUCCGACAUAACCCAAUUCAUGAACACUCAAUCUCCUCUUCUGAUCUAUGAUUUCUUCGACAUGGAUUUGGCCAUGACGAUGGCGAUGGAGAGUCCAAACGGUGCUUGGAUGAAACAAUUCUCUUCCUCCACCACCUCUGCGGCAGAAAAAACCCUAUUAGUCUCCCAAAUGGCGACGCUUCCCUCCGACGAAUCUGUCGCCGCUGUUUGCAGCGUUUGUAUGGAUGGAUUCGAUGAAGAAGGAUCUGGAAAAAUAACCAGAUGUGGACAUAUGUAUCAUGGAAAUUGUAUUAUAGAAUGGUUAUCUCAAAAGGAUUCUUGCCCGAUUUGCCGCUGCAAGAUUUCCGGCGAUGGAGAAAACUAG
Molecule: messenger RNA, 366 nt
Organism: Impatiens glandulifera
Lineage: Eukaryota; Viridiplantae; Streptophyta; Magnoliopsida; Ericales; Balsaminaceae
Product: E3 ubiquitin-protein ligase RNF181-like
Exons: 1
Coding region: 1-366 (121 amino acids)
Biological process (GO): ubiquitin-dependent protein catabolic process
Molecular function (GO): ubiquitin protein ligase activity
Source: RefSeq, a predicted model, not a curated record